AUGCGCAAUCCUUUCGAUUUGGAUGAGAACAGCGUGGACGGGGACUCGGAGCCCCCCACCGACGUUGAAUUCGAGGCCGACGUGCGCCCGCACCAGACGGACGACGGGGACCGCGCUCUACUGCAGGAUGAAGAACACCAUCCCUCCGAUUUAAAAGAGCGUUUCAUCGGCACAAUUGAUCAGGGCACAACGAGUACCCGCUUCAUCAUCUUCGACUGUACAGGCGUUCCAAUCGCCAAAUAUCAAACGGAAUUCCGUCAAAUCCACGAACAUCCAGGAUGGCACGAACAGGACCCGUAUGAAUUGGUUGAAUCGGUGUAUAUCUGCAUCGAGGAGGCGAUGAAAUCGUUCUUGGCCCUGGGUCACUCUCGAUCCGACAUUGAAGCGAUCGGCAUCACGAGUCAGCGAGAGACCGCCCUGGUCUGGGACUGGGAGACGGGCGAGCCCCUCCACAAUGCCAUCACUUGGACCGACACGCGGACGGUGAAUCUCGUGCGAGAAUUAAAAGAAAAGCCCGGUGCCGAUGAUUUGGUCAACAUCUGCGGUCUGCCCCUCUCGACCUACCCCUCCUCGGUGACGUUGCGCUGGAUGCUGGACAAUCUGCACGACGUCCGGGUGGCGUAUGAUGAGGGUCGUGCCGCCUUUGGAACGGUCGACUCCUGGCUCAUCUACAACCUCAACGGGGGACCUCGGAACAAGCGGCUGGUCACCGACGUGACCAACGCUUCACGAACCAUGUUUAUGAACCUCGAGACCUUGCAAUACGAUGAUCGCCUGCUCAAGUUCUUUGACAUUGAUCGCACCAAGAUCCGUCUCCCUGAAAUUCUGCCCUCGGCCGAUCGCGAAGGCUUCGGCGAGAUCUACGAGGGUCCGCUGGAAGGAACUCCGAUCACCAGCUGCCUGGGUGACCAGGCUGCCGCCCUCGUCGGCCACUGUGCCUUCACUCCCGGCUCGGCCAAGAACACCUACGGCACUGGCUGCUUCCUCCUCUACAAUGUGGGUGACAAGCCGGUCAUCUCCAAGCACGGCCUGCUGGGCACCGUGGGCUUCCAACUCGGUCGUGACCGGAAGCCUGUAUAUGCACUGGAAGGCAGUGUGGCCGUCGCCGGAAGCGGUGUCUCCUUCCUCAUGAACAACAUGGGCUUCUUCCGUGACUCCCGCAAGGUCAGUGAUCUGGCCGCCACCGUCCCCGACAGCGGUGGCUGUGUCUUUGUCACCGCGUUCAGUGGUCUGUUUGCUCCAUACUGGAUCGACGAUGCUCAAGGAACAAUCUGGGGCAUCACUCAUCACACACAGCGCGGUCACAUUGCCCGUGCGACCAUGGAAGCCGCCUGUUUCCAGACCAAGGCCAUCCUCGAUGCGAUGGAAAUGGACAGUGGCAAGAAGCUGACUGAAUUGGCGGUCGAUGGUGGCAUGAGUAAUUCCGACAUUUGUAUGCAGACUCAAGCCGACAUCAUUCAGAUCCCCGUCGAACGACCUGCGAUGCACGAGACGACGGCUCUUGGUGCGGCCAUCGCUGCUGCCUUUGCCAUCGGUGUCUGGAAGGACUUUUCCGACCUCAAACACAUGAACCGGGCCAACCGGGCCACUUUUGAGCCGCAAAUCACGGUCAAAGAAAGUGCCCGCAUGUACAAACGGUGGUCUAAGGCCGUUGAAAUGUCUCGCGGCUGGAUGAGAGACACUGCCGCCUUGGACGAUGACGUCGAAUAA
This is a messenger RNA of Penicillium oxalicum, 1710 nucleotides long. RefSeq names its product glycerol kinase. Gene Ontology annotation, cellular component: mitochondrion. Bases 1 to 1710 code for a protein of 569 amino acids. The transcript has 4 exons. Gene Ontology annotation, molecular function: glycerol kinase activity. Lineage: Eukaryota; Fungi; Ascomycota; Eurotiomycetes; Eurotiales; Aspergillaceae. The record is from RefSeq and is a predicted model, not a curated record. Gene Ontology annotation, biological process: glycerol metabolic process; glycerol-3-phosphate biosynthetic process; triglyceride metabolic process.